This is a messenger RNA of Toxotes jaculatrix (banded archerfish), 824 nucleotides long. RefSeq lists its product as uncharacterized. The record is from RefSeq and is a predicted model, not a curated record. The transcript is spliced from 4 exons. The annotation marks the transcript as partial. Lineage: Eukaryota; Metazoa; Chordata; Actinopteri; Toxotidae.
AUAUUCGGGGAUCCCAUCAAACUCACCGUGAUUCCUGAAGAUCCGUCCCCUGUGGAUCCGAGGCUGUUUAUCCUGAGUCCUCUGCAGCCUGAUGGGUGGGUGGGGAAGGCGCCGGGCACGCUGGGUCCAGAUGUCUGUCUGGCCACUGGUUUCCGUCCACAGGCAAGCGAAAUGAUUCUGAAUGUGCAGAAUGGUUCAGAAUCUCUGAACACCAGCAGCGCGGCUCUGUCCAGGAACCUGAACACCUACUUCUACGCUGGAUUCAGCAAUGAGACCAUCUACUCCUGUGAGAUGCACAAGGCUUUCACGAACAACAAGAACAUGGACCUCUGUGCCGACCUUCGUCCAGAGAAAGCCAAGCUGAACUUCUACCUGCUGGUGAUGAAUGGAGUCAGAGUGGUGUUCACCAAGGCUCUGGCCUUCAGCACCAUCCUCACCAUCAGAGCCCUGCUCUUCUAACAGCCAGCUCAGAGCAGCGCCCCACCAACCAGUGAUGGUCCACCAGUAAGACCAGGACCUAAUCAGACUCAUUGAUCGAUUGAUUGAUUGAUUGGUUGAUUGAUUGAGUGAGGGCUGGACUAAGCACUGAUACUGUGCUGUGUUUUUUCUUAAAAUUUGAUAACAUUGACAUCUACGGUGGCCUCCAAGGACCAAACAACAAAACACACACACAAAAAACAUUUUCUUCAGAUUCUUUGUGUAACGAGACAGAAAAGAAAUUGGAUGUUGUUCCAACAGGAAUGUUGUAAAUGAAAUAUAUUAGUAUAACAAAACUUUUUUUAACAAUGCUUUCAUGUUACAGAAAAAUAAAGAUAAAAUAAUAA